This is a messenger RNA of Fukomys damarensis (Damara mole-rat), 3456 nucleotides long. It is a transcript of the gene Dmac2, whose product is annotated as distal membrane arm assembly complex 2. The transcript has 13 exons. NCBI's taxonomy places the organism in Eukaryota, Metazoa, Chordata, Mammalia, Rodentia, Bathyergidae. The record is from RefSeq and is a predicted model, not a curated record. The coding region runs from base 1377 to 2162 and encodes 261 amino acids.
ACCCUGACUCAGUGCGGCUGUUGAGGCUGAGUGACCACUUACAGGAGGAGAUUUGAGUUCCAGACAGCCUGAAGGUCAUUGCUUCUGAUCAGCUCUGUCCAGGAGACCCAAAACCAUCCCCGGCCACAAGCUCCCCAGGGUCACCCGGGGUCAGGAGCCUGAGCGGCGACUUCCUGAGCUGUUUCUCUGCUGCAACAGAAGCCCAGGGCCACCUCUCAAGGUCUGACGUGGAGUUUCCAGCCAGACUCUGUCCUCCCAUCCUCCUACCAUGGCUCUCUCAAGGAAGCAUCGCAUCUCACUUGUGAACAGAAGCCCCUGGAUGGAAACGGCCGUUUGCUCCCCCCCGCCCCUUCUCAUCUGAGACCUCCGAACCCGCGAUCCUGAGGCGCCGUCCACGGUGCUGGCCUCUAUGGACUUCUGAAGGGCUGGGGUGAAGUUGUCCUGAGCACUGGUCUUCUGGGCAGAGGAAUUCUGUGGCCAAGACGAGCUGCCCUGGGUGCCUGGAGUGUCGGGGUAUGGGGAACCAUGCCUUGGGUGUUAAGAACAGUUUCUUUGGGAAAGCAUGACGCAGUAUCUACUUUGUGUUGGAUCCCGCAGUAAACGCUGAAGUCAGGGUUUAGUAAUUCCUGUGGACAGAGUAAAGAGGCCCCGAGGCCCGCAUCCCUCUUGGGUGCAGCCCCUCCUUCCUCUGCACACCAACCCCUGAUCCUUCAUCACUGCUGUUUCUGGAUCUCAAAGCUCAGCUGGAUGUUGGGCACGGACAGUGCCAGUCCCCCCUUGGUCCUGUAGGACCAGAUUAUUCACCGCCCACACUCACUUCAUGGAUGAGAACGGUUGCUCUGGAGCUGGGGAAGGAAGAAAAACCAAACAUCAGGGGACAGGCAGGAAGGUAAGGAAGGUCCUGGAGGCUGAGGCCCACUGAGCAGGUGCGUUGUCAUUCACUGUCCUUAUUUCGCAGCUCACUCGCAUUGCACAGUCAGCCCGAGGGGUCUACUGGAGCUGCCCAGGCAGGAGACUUCACACUGACAGCCCCUUAACAGGGUCUAUGCUGGGCCUGCCAUGCUCCUGGGACAGCUUCAUCUCCUCCGUGAGCCACAGAAUCUGGCUAGUGGAGAUCCACGGGAUGGAGGGUCCAGGGUCGUCUGAGAGGCAGGUCAGGACCACAGAAUCCUGUUCUGUGUUACCGAUGUGGAUAGAGGUUGUGUCACCGGCUCGGCUGACAAACACGAGGGACCAUCAGAGGCUGCGACCGGGACCUGGGCCAUGCUCGUUCAUCAAAGACCUCAGCCAACUUUCAGGGCCCACAGUGAGGUAGGGCUGCAGUGCCUUGUGUUGGCGCCACCUGGUGGAGACAUGGCAUCACCGCAAGUGUGUGGAUGGACCCCACCGAAUUCCUGCGCCUGAUACCCCCAAAAUGGAAUGGGGGCAAGAGGGGCUUCCGUGAUCUGAGUGGCAUGGUGGCCCCGGAGAGGAAGAGAAGGACGCUGCUGCAGUUCCUGUCUGACCAUUUCUAUGACGUGAAGUUUCUGAGGGAGUUCAUGCUCCAGAAGCAGAUGCAGAAGCUGUACCUGGACAACAGAUCCUUCACUAACAUCCAGGACAGAUAUGGCCCAGAUAUCGCAGGAGCCUUCUUCAUCCUGCAGCAUGGAGGAUCUGUCAAGUUUCGGGACAGGGAGUGGAUCAGGUCAGAUGAGUACAAACGUUUCUCUGCUGAGGUCUUGAAGUUCCAAGCGGUGCCCGUGGAGGCUAUCGAUGCCAGUGGCUGUGUUAUCAACUACUAUGGCCUGGACAAUCUCUUGCCCCUGAAGGAGCUCCGAUCCCUGUCACUGCAGCGCUGUCCCCACGUGGACGACUGGUGCCUCAGCCGCCUCUACCCUCUGUCUGACUCACUGCAGGAGCUCUUGUUGGCCGGCUGCCCCCACAUCUCGGAACGGGGCCUCGCCUGCCUCCACCACCUCCAGAACCUCCAGAGACUGGACAUCUCAGACCUCCCCGCCGUGGAGUACCCGGGCCUCACUCAGAUCCUGGUGGAAGAGAUGUUGCCCAACUGUGAGGUUGUGGGGACUGACUGGGCCCAGGGUCUCAGGUUGGGGCCAGAGGAGCGGCCUCAGAAUACAGCCAGCCCCAUCCCUGCCAAGCCUACAGCCCGUGGAUCGCGGUGACCCACGUAGAACGGUGUGGCUGUCUACACCUGCCCUCCAAGACUGAUCCAGAAUCUAUACUCGGAAUGCCCCAGGACACAGCUUCUAAGAUGGAAUUCGGGGUGGUUUGGUUGCACCUUUGGUCUUGAGCGCAGCCCAGGGAAAUAGGAAGCCAGCGAUCCCCAACAUGCAGUGGCUUCACAGCCCCGCCGUGGUUGAUCUCAAGGUGCCAAGGGAAGCACCUGAUUCAGAGCCCGUGACCCCUAUGCCUGACAGCUGUGGCAGGACAAUUCUAAAGGCUGGGGUGUCGGGUGGAUUCUUGGGAGUGCUCCUGAGUGCCCACAGAUACAGUGACAAGCUGGAGUCUGCUCUGCUGCAUCUGAGAACCAGACAGCUUCCCUAACAGCCCCAGAAGUUCUUAGAUGGGGUCGUCCGGUUGGAUCCAGGGUAAACAGAAGACCUCAGACCCACAGAGUCCGUUCCCAGUGCCAGGGGCCUCCCAGCGCGCUGAGCUUGGACACCAUGUAAGGAUGACCUCACCUUUAAAGAGGGCACCUGUUCUUCAUAUUCACAAGUGCCUGCUGCUGCCACCAGGCCCAUAUGUACCUGGGAACAGAGACCAGUAGGACUUAGGAGGGAGCAACUUGCACACUAAAAGGAAACUUUGCAAACUGAUGCACAGACAGAGCCCUGGAGAUGGCAUGCAGGAGUGGAUUCUAAGGGUGUCAGACUGAGGAGGACGAAUAUAACACUAGCUGGGCCCAAACUCACUGGUGGGUAUGCUUACUAGAGAGUCCAUCUUUAGUAAGUUACCGUGUGCAUCUGGGGUGGUUCUAACAGUUACUUGAUUGGCCGACUGGAACUAGGACCCAUCGACAGUCUGCAGUUGAAGAGGCCAAGAGACGAGAAGUCUCUGGCAUAAUGUGGAUGCAGGAAUCCAGAGGCUUAAUGAUGGAGACAGAGCAUUGGGAUUGAUCACAUUCGACCUCACAGUCACCCGACCUCGUUAUGCAUGGUCCACGAAUCUUAUGCCCUGCAGACCUCUCAAGAGCCUCUGCACCCACGGAGGAAGUGAGAUGAGCCAGGAGAGCGCACCCUGACCCCACCUCUGGCCUGGGGCGAGGUAGGCUUGGCCCUGCAUUCACCAACCACCGCUUCCAUCUGUUCCCGUGGGCUCUGUUAUUCGAAUUCGGAAGGUAGAAGUCAGGGCUGGGCGGACAAUGAACUUUCGUUGACAAGGGGCCUCCCGGAGUUCUCCCUGCUGUCUCCUCUCCUCAGAUGGCCCAGCCUCUUGCCCCUAUCCCGACUGGGCAAC